This is a messenger RNA of Lindgomyces ingoldianus, 933 nucleotides long. RefSeq lists its product as uncharacterized. NCBI's taxonomy places the organism in Eukaryota, Fungi, Ascomycota, Dothideomycetes, Pleosporales, Lindgomycetaceae. The record is from RefSeq and is a predicted model, not a curated record. The coding region runs from base 1 to 933 and encodes 310 amino acids. The transcript has 9 exons.
AUGUUUUGGGGCGGCAACACUCGUUUCAAACGAAGCGAAGCGGAGUCGUUGGAACACGAUACCCUUCUUGACAGCUGCCCCACUCUGAGCUUCAUCUCAUACCGCUGCCUUGAUAUCCAGCCCCCUCCACGUGGAGAAUUUCGGGCGAUGAUGUUUCUCCAUUCUCUCAUUGAGGUUGUUGGGCCGACGGCGCUGGAGCGGUGUCGAUGUUAUUCAUUUGGGUGGGCAGAGCGUAUCACAACACUGGAGGCAACCGAUGGUAGAGCAUCUCAUAUCACUAAAGACACAAGGCCAUUCUCAUCUCAAUCAACGGUCAAGAAUCUCCAGGUGGCACUACUAGGAAGCGCAAGAUAUUUACCACACAGGAACUCUGACUAUUUUACUCCAGGUAGGAUUCAAAAACCUUCACGGAUAACUCGAGGUCCCUACCCCAACUCGCGGUUGGGCUUGAAAAGCACAGAGGACGGGGAAGAGCCACACCCGCAGAGGGGGGCUAAACCGGUUCAUAACUUCCAAGCUCAAAUGACCAGUCUCAAGAGUAUCAGCAACAGAGAAGGAGACGACUGCGCCCGCAGGGGGAGAUUCGAGCGCAUUAUAUCCAUAAUGAAGCCAAAAACAAGUCAAGAACAAGUCACUAGUCGUAUGAAUAUCAGCAGCAGAGAAAGGGACGGCUGCACCCUGAGAGAUGUCCGAACCUGUGGUAUCCGCAAGAAACUAGGAGUCAUUGGAGCCAAGGCUAGAUUUGGAGCUGAAAUACUACCAGGCAGAAUAAUCACAGCCACGUGCCCAAAAAUUUACCCAUCAGCAAAGCUAAAAGAUUUGAAAUAUAGACAAGGGAGUGAGGCUUCGGUCAGUCGCCACAACAACAAACGCAACAACACGCGUCCGCGUUCAACCCACCAGCACCCAGUCACCCCUUCAGCUAAGCCUUAA